UCAGGCUUCUGGAAUCAUGGCGAACGGCGCCCUGGAGAUUGUGGGAAUGUGCGUGAGCCUGAUCGGCCUCAUCGGGGUGGCGGCCAGCACUGGGAUGCCGAUGUGGCGGGUGACGGCAUUCAUCGGGGAGAACAUCAUUGUGAUGGAGACCCGGUACGAGGGCUUGUGGAUGAACUGCUUCCGGCAGGCCAACAUUCGGAUGCAGUGUAAGGUGUACGACUCCUUGCUGGCACUGUCCCCGGACCUCCAGGCCGCGCGGGGGCUCAUGUGCUGCUCUGUGGCAUUGACCGGGCUGGGUCUACUAAUUUCCAUCGCUGGGAUGAAGUGCACGGCAUGCAUCCAAGGAAACGACCGCGCCAAGCGGAUGGUUCUAAUCAUCGCUGGCUGCAUGAUCCUAUUGGGGUGCUUCUGCUGCCUCAUCCCUGUCUCCUGGACUGGACAUGCCAUCAUCCAGGACUUUUACAACCCUUUGCUCAUCGAUGCCCAGCGUAGAGAACUCGGGGAGGCAUUGUACAUAGGUUGGGUGUCUUCUGCCUUCUUAUUUGCUGGCGGGUGCAUAUUCACCUGCUGCGGCGGCUCCCUGGACAAGGGCCCAGAUCCGAGGUACAAGUACACCAGGAACGCACCCUACGUGGCAUAUCAGCCGCAGCCCUUGGUCUACCACCCCCAGCCACACUCGGUGUACAGCCACCCGUCCGGGCCACCGUCGUUCAUUGAGCAGUCAUACCAACCAUCCAGACAGCAGUCAUUCAUUCAGCCUUCCAGACAGCAGUCAUUCGUACAGCCGUCCCGACAUCUAUCCACCCGCAGCGCCGUGGCUUAUCUCUGAAAUCCAGCUGGAUGUUUCACAGGCUUGUGUAUUUGCGUUUGUGUGUGUGUGUGUUAGAGAGAGAUGGUAAGGACGGACUUCUAACCAAAAGGUUUAAAAAAUAUUUGGAAAAAAUGUAAAUGUAAGUUAGUUCUAAAAAAGUAGUCAUUUCUACUUUUGCUUUUUAAAUAUCUAAAUAGAAGCCGAUGACAGAUGCAAAGGACUGACUUCUAAUCAAAGCUUUUUUUUUUAAACGAGGGAAAAAGACUAUUUGGAAACGUUUAAAAGGAUUUAAAUGUGACCCGUUUCAUUCUUGGGAAUGUUUUUUGACAGAAUUUUAAUACCAUUUGCACUUUUAAAUGUCUAAGUAGGAGCAGAUGAGAGAUGGAAUGGACAGACUUCUAACCAGAGGUUUUACAAAAAGAACAUUUGAA
Molecule: messenger RNA, 1242 nt
Organism: Sinocyclocheilus grahami
Lineage: Eukaryota; Metazoa; Chordata; Actinopteri; Cypriniformes; Cyprinidae
Product: claudin-8-like
Exons: 1
Coding region: 17-829 (270 amino acids)
Cellular component (GO): membrane; bicellular tight junction
Molecular function (GO): structural molecule activity
Source: RefSeq, a predicted model, not a curated record